GAUCGCGUGAUUUGUGGAAGAGUUACGAAACUCAUUUACAACCGCGAUAAUUAUCGAACACGGCGAUUUUGACAGUCGGGAAAUGGUAACGCUUUCGGUGGAUGAUCAUUUCCUAUCGGCUUACCUUUUUUAUGGCGCCAUACUAAUGCUUAAGACUUGGGUAAUGUCCUUUGUAACCGCGAGGCAUCGUAUUGCGAACAAGGCGUUUCCAAGUCCAGAGGAUUAUAGGCGCAGACCUGUCCCAAUAAAUGCUGAUGUGGAAAGAGUGAGAAGAGCUCAUCUUAAUGAUCUGGAGAACAUUCCAAUAUUCAUGAUCACAGCGUGGUUGUACAUGUUUUCUGGCAUGCCAGUCUCGUGGGGAAUUUGGUGCUUACGGGUCUUCACGGCCGCCAGGGUCUUUCACACCAUAGUUUAUUUGAACGCCUUCAGCUACCCAAGGGCUGUGAGUUUCGCGGUUGGUGCAUGUUGCACAGCGUUUUUGGCCAUUUGCGUGUUAUAUUCUGUAAUUUGAGCCGUUAAGAAUGACGUCUAAAAUAGUUGAAACUGCCAGAUUUGAAUAUUAAAUUCGGUGUAAAAAUCACAGCCUUCUUCGCAAACCCUUAUCAGUUAUUGGCGUUGUUUUCAACCUAGGAGCGUUAACGUAAGUAGGCAGAGACAGCAAUAACAAUAACGAUGACGACGUCAACAAAUAUCGCGUUCGACGAUGGCGAUGACGAAAUAGAUGACGAUUAACAACAGUGACGACGACGAUGACGAUGACGAUGACGAUGACGAUGACGAUGACGAUGACGAUGACGAUAAUGAUGACGAUGACGAUAA
Molecule: messenger RNA, 819 nt
Organism: Pocillopora damicornis (cauliflower coral)
Lineage: Eukaryota; Metazoa; Cnidaria; Anthozoa; Scleractinia; Pocilloporidae
Product: microsomal glutathione S-transferase 1
Cellular component (GO): membrane
Source: RefSeq, a predicted model, not a curated record